AUGGAUAUGACAUUCUCAAGUGACUUUUGGCAGUCACAACUUCAUGGAUAUAAUUUCGAAUGUCGAUUGUCAUUGCCCACUGAUCGACAACGUUCAUCUAGUGAUCAACGAUCUGGUCUUGCAUCUAUAGCGCAAAUAUCAUUUGAUGAGGACAUUUCAACAGCAUUUCUAGAUUAUGCAUCUGCUCAUAAAGUCACACCUUUUCAACUGGGACUAGCUACAUUUUAUGCCUUUCUCUUCAAAAUAAGUCAUGGUCAAAGUGAUCUCUGUAUUGCUUGUCUCAAUGCCAAUCGAUACAAAAGUGAAUUACAAAAUAUAAUUGGAAUGUUUGUUGCAACAUUACCUUAUCGUAUUCAACUUGAUUCUAAUUGGUCAUUCGAUGAACUUGUCAAACAUGUACAAGAAAAGUCCUUAUCCGUUCUCGAACAUUCUCAUUAUCCAUUACAAUAUAUUCUUGCUGAUUCUCAUAUCAGUCAAUUAAAUGCUUCUUUUCUCGAGACAGUGUUUAAUUUUCUCACUGUGCCUUCCGAUAUGGCUCACUUAUCUUUGAAUGGUGCAACUUUAGAACAAGUGUCAUUAGAUCCAUCGUGGGAAUCUAAGGAAAUGGAUAAAUUAUCGCAAAUAUUUUUAAUCGAUAAUAAAAGAGCUAAAUUAUCACCAUUACCAAUCUAA
This is a messenger RNA of Rotaria sp. Silwood1, 672 nucleotides long. NCBI's taxonomy places the organism in Eukaryota, Metazoa, Rotifera, Eurotatoria, Philodinida, Philodinidae. The record is from the annotation of a GenBank genome assembly.